AUGCGCUACGCAGACCCCUCAGCCAACCGGGAUUUGUUGGGAAACCGAACUUUGCUCUUCAUUUUCAUCUGCGCCUUCGCCUUGGUGACCUUGCUGCAGCAGAUCCUGUACAGCAGGAGCUACAUCAAGAGAGGCUUCCAAUUUGAUUGGCAGAGGGGCGACCAGCAGGCCAAUUGGACUGGGCUCUUUAAUGACAGCAACAGCUCAACAGAGCCGAACAUCAGUGACUUCAGAUCCAGGUACUUUGAAUUUUACAAGGGGCCUUUAGAAUUUAACUCCACGAGAUGCCUGGAGCUGAGGCAGGAGAUCCUGGACGUGAAGGUGCUGUCCAUGGUGAAGCAGUCUGAACUGUUUGACAGGUGGAAGCGCCUCCAGAUAUGCAACUGGGCAAUGGACACCUCCGAAGCCAACCUGUUCAAGUCCACCUUGUCCAAGUGCUGCAACGCCCCUGGCUUUCUCUUCACCACCCAGAAGAACACUCCAAUUGAGACGAAUCUCAGGUAUGAGAUGGUGUCCAGCGGCUUCUUCCACAUCAAUCAGGAGAUCUUCCAAAUGUUUCCCAAGGAAAUGCCCUACUACCGAUCUCAGUUUAAGAAGUGCGCCGUGGUGGGCAACGGAGGCAUCUUGAAGAACAGCGGCUGCGGGAAGGAGAUCAACAGUGCCGACUUUGUCUUCCGGUGCAACCUGCCCCCCAUUUCAGGGGAGUACGCCACAGAUGUGGGGGAGAAGACAGAUGUAGUCACCGUGAACCCCAGCAUCAUCAUUGACAGGUUCCACAAGCUGGAGAAGUGGCGGAGGCCCUUCUUCAGGGUGCUGCAGGUGUACAAGAAUGCCUCGGUGCUGCUGCCCGCCUUCUACACCAUACGCAACACCCUCGUGUCUUUCCGUGUCAAGUACCUGCUGGAUGACUUUGGGUCUCCCCAGCAGGUCUAUUUCUUCCACCCGCUGUACCUGCUAAGCGUGUCGCGCUAUUGGCUCAACCUGGGCGUGCGCGCAAAGCGCAUUAGCAGCGGCCUCAUCCUAGUCACGGCGGCGCUGGAGCUCUGCGAGGAGGUGCACCUGUUCGGCUUCUGGGCCUUCCCCAUGAACCCCUCGGGCUUUCACAUCAUGCACCACUACUACGACAACGUCAAGCCCAAACCCGGCUUCCACGCCAUGCCCUCCGAGAUCUUCGCCUUCCUUCACCUGCACAGCCGUGGCAUCCUCCAAGUACACACAGGCACCUGCAAUUACGGCUGA
Molecule: messenger RNA, 1239 nt
Organism: Arvicola amphibius (Eurasian water vole)
Lineage: Eukaryota; Metazoa; Chordata; Mammalia; Rodentia; Cricetidae
Gene: St8sia5
Product: ST8 alpha-N-acetyl-neuraminide alpha-2,8-sialyltransferase 5
Exons: 8
Coding region: 1-1239 (412 amino acids)
Biological process (GO): N-glycan processing; oligosaccharide metabolic process
Molecular function (GO): alpha-N-acetylneuraminate alpha-2,8-sialyltransferase activity
Source: RefSeq, a predicted model, not a curated record